Acaulospora colombiana is the source of this 540-nucleotide messenger RNA. Lineage: Eukaryota; Fungi; Glomeromycota; Glomeromycetes; Diversisporales; Acaulosporaceae. The record is from the annotation of a GenBank genome assembly.
AUGGAAAACAUACAUGAACAAGCUGCACAAGCGGCUGCUCGUAGUAUGAUGUAUCAGGCGCUUGUGGCCUUCUUCUGUUCAGUGUUUCUGCCAUUGGUGGUCGCUCCAAGGCGAGAGCAGAAAAUCGUUCUCCAGUUGCCUCAAAGGAAUGAAGCUACGGGACGGAAAGUCCACCGAUUAUUUCAAAAGCGAUUGGACCUCGUCACUGUUUGGCUCUUCAGUCACGGUAUCUUCGCGUCAUGCCUCUUCGCUACUUUGUGGACGAAAAGCCAUGCUGGAAUAACUGUGAUAUAUGCUAUCAGUGGAUUCCCUAGUGCAUUGCUUCAUUGGGCACCACAUGCACUUCUCGGAGAAGCUAUUCUAGCAGAGCAAGAGCUGGGUAGUCCGUCUUCUGAAGUGUCUUCCUUGAUGAGCAGAGAUGAAGUAGAGAGUUUUGAUGCCAACUUGGCCUCCCCAACACCACUGCCAACCUAUACUCAUGUGAAAGACAACCCAGGCAUCGUCCUAGUAGGGCACCUUUGUUUUUUGCGUUUAAGAUAA